AUGUUUUAUUUUUCUAGGAUCCAACAAAGAGGGAAAGUUUUGAAAAACUCCGUAAUUGGAGUAUCGAAAGUUACCAAUCGACUCAACACCACGUCAAGCGGGCCAAAGACGGUUAUUGGUAUUGAUUUGGGAACCACCAACUCUGCCGUUGCAUAUGUUGAUCAUCUCAGUAAGCAACCGAAAAUAUUGGAGAAUAACCAGGGUAAGAGAACCACGCCAAGCAUCGUUGCGUUCACUCCUGCUGGUGAUGUGCUUGUUGGAGAACUUGCUAAAAGACAGUGGGUAAUAAAUCCUACCAAUACUUUGUACGCCACUAAAAGAUUGAUAGGUAGGAAAUACGACGAUGAGGAAGUUAAGAAAGAUGUAGAGCUCAUGCCAUAUUCCAUCGUUCCUAGUCCAAAUGGAGAUGCAUGGAUACAGACUACGGUUGGUGAAAACCUCAUCUAUUCACCAGAACAGAUUGCCGGUUUGAUAUUGAAGGAGAUGAAGCAUGUGGCUGAGAAAUCAUUGGGGGUGCCUGAUGGCCAAAUCAAAAAUGCAGUUGUUACCGUGCCGGCUUAUUUCAAUGACUCUCAAAGACAAGCUACUAAGACUGCCGGUGAAUUGGUAGGGCUGAAUGUAAUCAGAGUCAUGAAUGAGCCAACUGCAGCAUCAUUGGCGUAUGGGCUAGGUAAUAAGAAUGAUGGGAUUGUUGCUGUCUAUGAUUUAGGUGGUGGUACAUUUGAUAUUUCUAUAUUGGAUAUAGAAGAUGGAGUCUUUGAAGUAAUUAGUACCAACGGUGAUACCCAUUUAGGAGGAGAAGAUUUUGAUAAUUUGCUUGUUCAGUACAUAUUGGAUAAAUUCCAGGAACAGAGUGGUAUCGAUUUGAGUGGAGAUAUAAGUGCAAUACAAAGAAUCAAGGAAGCUGCAGAAAAGGCCAAAAUUGAGUUGAGUCACGUUAAAACGACACGAAUUGAUCUUCCCUUUAUUACCAAGGCUGAAAGCAUCAGUAUUGAACUCACUGAAGAUGAAUUGGAUGAGAUGAGCAUGCCAUUAAUUAGCAAAACUAUUGCACCUCUUAAGAAGGCAUUAGUUGAUGCAGACUUGAAGAAGGAAGAUAUUGACGACGUGAUUUUGGUUGGUGGCAUGACUAGAAUGCCUAAGAUACGGAAGGUUGUGGAAGACUUUUUUGGAAGAAAACCAAAUACCAAUGUCAAUCCUGAUGAAGCGGUUGCAUUAGGUGCGGCCAUUCAAGGUGCAGUACUAUCUGGUAGUGUCAAAGACGUGUUGUUGUUGGAUGUCACUCCAUUGACCCUCGGUAUUGAAACUUAUGGUGGACUAUAUUCACCAUUGAUUCCUAGAAAUACUACUGUUCCAUGUAAAAUAAAGCAAGUCUACUCCACUGCCGUUGAUGGACAAAAUUCUAUUGAUAUCAAUGUAUAUCAAGGUGAACGUCCCCUAGUUGCCGAUAAUAAAUUAAUCGGUAAGUUCAAAUUGACCGAUAUACCACCCAAGCCAAAAGGUGUCCCCCAAAUAGAGGUUUUGUUUGACAUCGAUGCAGAUGGCAUCAUCAAAGUCAGUGCCAAGGAUAAGGAUACGGGGAAGAAAUCGUCCAUUACUGUUUUCGGGAAGACUGGUAUGAGCAAAGACGAGAUUGAAGAUCUAGUGAAAAAGAGCAAGGAAACUACCAAGGAAGACGCCAAGAGAAUGAGCUAUCUCAAGCAUGUGAAUAAUUUGGAAUUGAUUGUCUUUGACACUGAGCAGGCAGUUAAGGAUUGGGGGGAGUAUAUGAGCGAAGAGGACCGCUCGAGUCUGACUCGACAUAUCGAGAUUGUGAAGCGGAUGAUCAACGAUUCUAGAAACGGUGAUCUCUUUGACGUUGACCUUAUAAAGGCUGCACAAGAAGAACUCAAGGAGGAAACCCUUGCGGUGAUUACACGUGCUGCUGCUAUUAGUCGCCAAAAUCAAAUUAAGAAAUAA
Molecule: messenger RNA, 1959 nt
Organism: Pichia kudriavzevii
Lineage: Eukaryota; Fungi; Ascomycota; Pichiomycetes; Pichiales; Pichiaceae
Exons: 1
Coding region: 1-1959 (652 amino acids)
Biological process (GO): protein refolding; cellular response to unfolded protein
Cellular component (GO): cytoplasm; mitochondrion
Molecular function (GO): heat shock protein binding; ATP-dependent protein folding chaperone; misfolded protein binding
Source: RefSeq, a predicted model, not a curated record